Messenger RNA from Micromonas commoda, 2232 nucleotides. RefSeq names its product gliding motility related cam kinase. The coding region runs from base 1 to 2232 and encodes 743 amino acids. The transcript is spliced from 2 exons. Gene Ontology annotation, molecular function: protein kinase activity; ATP binding. NCBI's taxonomy places the organism in Eukaryota, Viridiplantae, Chlorophyta, Mamiellophyceae, Mamiellales, Mamiellaceae. The record is from RefSeq and is a predicted model, not a curated record. Gene Ontology annotation, biological process: protein phosphorylation.
AUGGGGUGCGGGGCGUCGUCGAUGAAUCAAAUCCUCGACGCCGCCGCGAUCGACAGCAGCGUGCACGGCAAGAGCCCUGGUCGCAAGGCCAAGGGCGCUCGGCCGAACCCGAAGCCCGUCGCGGAACUGUACCAUUUCGGACAGACCAUCGGGCGCGGAGGGUUCGCCGAGGUUCGCCGCGCGACGCACAAAGUUCACGGGACGGAUUACGCCAUGAAGAUCAUCAAGCUCCCGAAGACGCGGCAGCGCGCGUUCAAGGAGGAGAUCUUCUACGAGAUUGGUCUCCUCGCGAACAUGGACUCGCCGUACAUUGUCAAGCUGCACGAAUUCUUCGUGGAGAGCGACAGGAUAAUCAUGGUCACCGAGCUCCUGGAGGGCGGCGACCUGUUCGACGCCGUCGUCGCCUGCGGCCACUACGACGAGCGCAUGGCCAAGCGCAUCUUCCGCAGGAUCCUGCUCGGGGUCCGGUACCUGCACGAGGUGGGCGUGACGCACUGCGACUUGAAGCUGGAGAACUUGCUGCUCGCGUCCGGGACGGAUCUCGACAGCGUGAAGAUAUGCGACCUGGGUCUGGCGAAGAAGGCGAGCGCGCGGAGCAGGUUUUUGCCCUCUGGAACGCCGGAGUACAUCUCCCCCGAGGUGCUCGAGGCGAACAUGGCGGGGACGGAUGCGGCGGGCGCGGGGCAGAGCGGGGAGAAAGGUUCAUCGGGCGAGUCGGUUCCGCAGGCGCACGGUCCGUCGGUUGAUAACUGGGCGUGCGGCGUGCUCCUCUUCGUGCUGCUCGCCGGGUACACCCCGUUCGCGCACGAGGACGAGCACGCCAUGUACGAGCUGAUACGCACGGGCAACUUCAACUUCACGCAGUCGCCGGUGUGGGAGAACGUGAGCGUUGAAGCGAAGGAUCUCAUCGAAAAGUUUUUAACGGUGGACGAGUCGCGGAGGAUGACGGCGGAGCGGGCGCUGGCGACGCACCCGUGGCUCGUCGAACGCGCUCCAAACGCCGCCUCCGCGACGAAUGGGUCGGCGGGCGGGGAGGCGCCGCCGAUGACGCCGCGUAUACAUCUGGAGAGUGUCCAGAAGAACCUCAAGAAGGAACAGGAAGCGGGGAAACUGUUCAGGGGGGCGGUUAACGCCGUAAUCGCGAUUAACCGGGUACAAAACGCGGUGGCGCAGGGUGACAACGGGCUCCUGACGCUGAAACAGGGCGCGAGCGCGGGCUCGCCCAACACGUACGCGCGGCGCAAGAGCGUCGGGAGCCAGCAGCGCGCCCCCGUGCUCGCGGGCCAGCCCAGCCAGUCACCGGAGAAGGUUCGCGCCAUCGCCAGGAUCCCGAGCGAGGUCAAGAUGGACGAACUCGCAGAGGUCGACUCGGACGACGAGCGCGAUUGGUCCGUUCGGGGCGGCGUCCGCCGCGGUCGUUCGCAGACCCCACGGCUAUCCGGGAGCGGUUCGCGUGCGCGGCUGUCCAGGAGCAGUUCGCGGGACCUGUCGCUGUCCAGGCACGCGUCUCGCGAACCUUCCCCGGCGAGGUCGGUUGCCGGUAAAUCGCCGUACUCGGGAAACAGAUCCAACAGGGGCUCGGCAGGCGACGUGUCCGGCGACGUGUCUCCGGUCCGACAAUCCCCGAGGGUAUCGAACCAGUGGAGCGACGACGACGCGAGGAGCGACGGGGGAAGCGACGGGUCCAGGAGCGAGGCGGGCGACGGGGGAGUCGCGCCUUCGCCGCCGCGUUCGCCGCGGUCCGUCGGGAAGGUUCGAUCGGAGGGGAGCGGGCUGGCGGUGCUGGAGCCGACGUCGACGCCUUCGCCGCCGCGGUCCGUCGGGAAGGUUCAGUCGGAGGGGAGCGGGCUGGCGGUGCUGGAGCCGACGAGACCGGACCCCGGGAGACGAAGCCCGACGCCGGGGAUGGCGCUGCAGGACCAAUCGCCGGGGUCGCCGAGAGGCAGGGCGGGGCAAUCGCCGCUCUCGCGGUCGCCGAGGUCGGCGUCGCCCGCGCACGGCGGCGACAGGUUGGGGCGCGCGGGGGGUCUGGCCACCGUGAGCGACUCGGCGCUGAUGCGGGACGUCACGGCGGGGCUCAGCCAAAGCGGCGCGGUGCAGUUCGGAAGCGCGACGUCGUGGGCGAGAUCGGACGACGAGGGCGCGGUGUCGUCGCCGGGGGUCUCGCCACCAGCGAGGGAGCUCACGCCGAGGUCCAGGCUGGCAAAAGUCAGCGAGGGUUCCAUCGCGUAA